Messenger RNA from Anisakis simplex (herring worm), 462 nucleotides. The record is from the annotation of a GenBank genome assembly. NCBI's taxonomy places the organism in Eukaryota, Metazoa, Nematoda, Chromadorea, Rhabditida, Anisakidae.
AUGGAGCAGCCAAAUCAAGCUGGAACUGAGACAAGUUCAACCUCAUCACAUAGCACAACAGCGGUUGGUAUGGCAUCACCAAAUGCGGCAGGCAGUAGUACGCAUACAACACCGAAAGCGAGACGAGUGGCGAAGGUGCACAAAAAGAAUGAACGUGGUGAGACGGCGUUGCACGUAGCGGCUCGUCGAGGUGAGCAUCGUUUGUGUAAGAAGUUACUGCAAGAAGGAGCGAUGGUGAAUGCGUGUGACUAUGCCGGAUGGACACCGCUUCAUGAGGCGUGUUCACAUGCACAUUUGAAGGUGGCCAAGGUUCUUAUUAGUGGUGGUGGGAAUGUGAACGCAUGUUCGGAGAGUGGUGAUACUCCACUGCAUGAUGCGUCAUCGAAUGGCUCUGAAAAGGUUUCUUAUUCACAAUUUUAUCUCACGAUCAGUUUCACGUGCGUUAACGUGAAUUUUAAGUGA